AUGAGCCGUGCAGGCACCCCGCCGAGAGGUCUCCCAGGCACUUCCGCACCUUCCGCUAUGGGCGCGACCGACGACGGGACCGACGGGACGCAUGUAGAGGCAGCGGACUGCGCGGCUGGCGUCGACUUGAGUGUGAUCUCCCAGCUCCUCUUGCGCGUGCUGAAUGGCGCUCAGGGGCCGGUCCUCAAGAAUGUGGGCAACCCGGCAGCAGCGGCAGAGUUGCUGGCAGUCCUGCAGAAGCUUCAAACGUCGCCGAUGGCAGGCAAUGAGAACACGGAGGCGAAGAGGGCGGCACCUGCACCUUUCGGUGAUGGGAAGGGCGCGGCACGCGGGAAACUGACCCGCGACAUUGGGGGAGAGAAGCAGGCAGCUGGGGCGACCUAUUCUGGCGCGGAACCUGGGAGGGCGACACGCCGUACAACACCACUCGCGGGGGUGGCUGACGUUCCGGGGCCGGGGGCGUGGCGAGGUGCAUCUAUGAGGUGUCGGGCGCGUGGAGUGACCUACUUCCCCAACCACAGCAGUCGCUGUUACGCUUUGAAGACAGUGCUGAGGAGGGACUACGACGUGUGCUACCAGGACGUUGUAGUGAUGAUGGAGGACAAGAACUACAGCCUGCGGAUCAACAAGGUGUGGGCGAAGUUCAGGACCGACUCGUCCGCGAUUGCGAGGCGCACGUUGAUCGAUGGCCUCGACAUUAAAGUGGAUGCAACCGGUUACUUCAAAAUCGAGUUACCGGUUAAGGUGAAGGAGGAGCUGUACGACCGAUACGCACCCUGUAUGUGCUUCCGCCAUGCCUCCAACACUGCCCUCGGGUUUCGAGCAGCCCUGGCUUGCGUCGUGUCAUGUGGUUUACUGUCGUUGCGUUCCCCCCCAUUUGGUCAUGGCCCUGCACGCAGUCAUAGCUCCCCCUGUCAUGCUACACCUGGGUUGGUGGAGAACGUUAGUCAGGAUGUGCCCAACUGGAGCCAUGAGCCGAUGGAUCGUCGACCGUUCACGAGCGAGGUCUUCUUUGAGGCAUGUGUGGCGGCGUAUCCGGAGUGGGAGAUGGACGGGAUCAUCGUACUGGUGCCCUAUCACAUCGCAUGGGUGAUGUUCUCGCUGGACUAUGGCCUGGCCAACCAGGACACAGAGGCUAUGUGUUUCUCUGGGGGCCCCGUGAAGCAUGAGAAGGGAAUGAAGGAAGCUGCAAAGCUGGUGUGGAAGGUCGUCAAGAAAUGGCUGGGAAUUAGCCAAGGGGUGUGGUAUGAUGAGGAGGUGGGGGCGUUCCGGUGGGGGGAAUACGGGCUGUACGUGAACAGCAGUGGGUUCUCCGAGUUUAUUCCUAAAAUUGUGGACUCGAUUGAUGUGAGAGAGUCCCUCUGGCUGGAAGCAUGA
Messenger RNA from Closterium sp. Yama58-4, 1377 nucleotides. Lineage: Eukaryota; Viridiplantae; Streptophyta; Zygnematophyceae; Desmidiales; Closteriaceae. The record is from the annotation of a GenBank genome assembly.